Messenger RNA from Struthio camelus australis, 8693 nucleotides. It is a transcript of the gene NRIP1, whose product is annotated as nuclear receptor interacting protein 1. The record is from RefSeq and is a predicted model, not a curated record. Gene Ontology annotation, molecular function: nuclear retinoid X receptor binding; signaling receptor binding; transcription corepressor activity. Gene Ontology annotation, cellular component: nucleus. Gene Ontology annotation, biological process: cellular response to estradiol stimulus; negative regulation of transcription by RNA polymerase II; circadian regulation of gene expression. NCBI's taxonomy places the organism in Eukaryota, Metazoa, Chordata, Aves, Struthioniformes, Struthionidae.
CUUGGAUACUUUUAUUGAACAUGACUCAUGGAGAAGAGCUUGGCUCUGAGAUGCACCAGGAUUCUGUUGUUCUAACUUACCUAGAGGGAUUACUAAUGCAUCAAGCAGCAGGAGGCUCAGGUACUGCCGUUGACAAAAAGUCCACUGGGCAUAGUGGAGAGGAUCAAAACUUUAAGAUUUCUGGAAAUAUAUUCCCCAGCUGUCAAAGUAAUGGUCAAGUUCUUAACCCAAAUACAUAUCAGGGAUCUGGCAUGCUGCAUCUCAAAAAAGCAAGACUGUUGCAGUCUUCUGAAGACUGGAAUGCAGCAAAGAGAAGGCGGUUGUCUGAUUCCAUUGUGGAUUUAAAUGGGAAAAAGGAAGCUUUGUUAGCUGGCAUGGUUGAAAAUGUGCCUAAAGGCAAACAGGAUAGCACCUUACUUGCCUCUUUGCUUCAGUCAUUCAGCUCUAGGCUGCAGAGUGUUGCUCUGUCACAACAGAUCAGGCAGAGCCUUAAGGAGCAAGGGUAUUCCCUUAGCCAUGAUUCUUUACAAGUGGAGAAAGAUUUAAGGUGCUAUGGAGUUGCAUCUAGUCACCUGAAGACUCUGCUGAAGAAGAGCAAAGCAAAAGACCAGAAGCUAGACAACAGCCUGCCUGAUAUAACAAAAAACUUGCCCAAAGAGAGGUUUAUAGAAUCUCCUCAUGCAGUACAGAGCGGACCUAAAGUGAUAAAUGAGCCACUGUCAUGUGCUGCAAGAUUACAAGCUGUUGCAAGCAUGGUAGAGAAACGAUCUAGUCCUGCAGCUUCACCUAAGCCCAGUGUAGCAUGCAGCCAGCUAGCUUUACUUCUUUCCAGUGAAGCUCAUUUGCAGCAGUACUCCAGGGAACAUGCUUUAAAAGCACAAAAUGCAAAUCAAAUAGCAAGUGAGAGACUUGCAGCUAUGGCCAGAUUACAAGAAAGUGCCCAGAAAGACGUUGGCCAGUUCAGUUUAUCAAAAGGAAUGACAAGCCAUCUCAAUGGUCAAACCAGACCAUCAACCAAAACAGUAUCGAGCAAAAGCAAUAUGGCACCAUUUCAGAAUUCAGCGGGAAUCAUGCAUUCGCCUCCCAAGAACGUAGGAUACAAAAAUAAUUUGGAAAGGAGUAACUUGAAAACUUCUCCCAGCAACAGUUUGCUCCUACAUCUCCUGAAAAGCCAGAAUACCACCAAACAAGCAAAAGGGCAUGAACAGAGUGAGAGAGCCAGCAUUUUUGAAGACAGCAGCACACCAACAACUAUUGAUGAGUAUUCAGACAACAAUCCUAGUUUUACAGAAGAUGACAGCAGUGAUGAUGAAAGCUCCCAUUCUAACUGUCUUCCUAUAGACUUAUCCUUUAAACAGAGGACAGAUAAACUGGAUGCAGGUCCACCUGCAUCACUGGAUAACCUGACUCAGUCCUUACUUCAUAACUGGGAUCCAAAAGUUCCUUGUCCAGAAAACAAGGAAGACAAAGACACUCCGAAGGCUUCUAAGUUGAAUCCCCAUCAGAAAGUAACACUACUUCAGUUGUUACUUGGGCAUAAGAGCGAAGAAAAGGCAGACAAAAGUAAUGACUCUCAGGGACCACACGGUGCAGCUGAUGUGGCAAAAUUCACUGUACAAACUGGUAAAAGGACUCCUGUUGCAGACAGUCCCAGUACAAAUCGAAUGACUCCAUUAAGCACUCCACCUUUACUUGUUUCUACAAAAGCAGACUCUCCUAUAAAUCUCUCGCAUCAGUCGUCUUUAGCCAUGAAGCGUAGUUCACCACCAUAUGCCUGUAGCAUUCAGCCGGACAGGGUGGUGAAUCCUGCAUCUAAACAUUUGAUAGACCUUUCUAAAAGCAAAGAAAUCCAAGGAGCUAAGCUGACCAGAAACGAUAGUCCACAGAACUCUUCGGCUUUCAGUGCCAGCAAGCUGUUGCAGAAUCUUGCUCAGUGCGGUAUGCAGACUUCCAUGGCAAGCGACGAACAAAGAACCAGCAAACAGCUACUAGCCAUGAAUGCAGAGAAACCUGUAGGCUUAAUUGAUAGAUUGAACAGCCCUCUGCUUACGAAUAAAUUGAGCACACAUGAGGAAAACAACAAAAUAUUCAGUUGUCAGCCUACACCCACGGAACAAGGACUUCCAGGUUCAGAAAUAGAAAAUCUCCUUGAAAGGCGCACUGUCCUUCAGCUGCUUCUGGGCACUCCGAAUAAAGGUAAAAGUGAAAAGAAAGAGAAGGUGCUUUUAAGAGAUGAAAGUUCUCACGAACAGACAGAUAAGGCUUUGAAUGAGCAAAUAUUGACAGUGAAAAUAAAAACUGAACCUUCUGAAGAAUCAAAUGUUCCUUACAAUUCAAAUGCACAACAAAUACGAGAGUGCAAGGGUAACAAAUUUCAAGGAUUUGUUCAUUCACUGCAGAGAAACACAGCUGCUUCUCCAGCAUCUGAGGACUUGAAAUCUGAGCCUCUUUCACCUCAAGAUUUCUCUUUUUCCAAAAACGGCCUGCUAAGUAGAUUGUUGAGACAGAAUCAAGAUAGUUACCCUGCAGAUGAGCUGGACAGAAGUCACCGAAACCAUGAGCUGACACAUUUUGAAUCAAAGAGUCUUUGCACACUACCGAAGAAGAGGAAACUUCAUGCUGAGCCUUCGGAAAGUCCAUUAAAAAAGAUGAAAAGUAAUGUGUCUGAUGCUGCAAACAAUCACGCUUCUCCGACAGAGGCACUCUAUGGGCCUUUGCUUAACCAGCAAGAACUGAAAUUCAACAGAAGCGAUGUUGAAUUUAAAUAUGCUGUAGGUCAUGGUUCAAAUAAUGAAAGUGAAAAUAGGAGUUGGUCUAGAGAUAGUAAAGGCUUUAAUGUGUUGAAACAGCUGCUUCUGUCAGAAAACUGUGAGAGAGAUCUGUCACAACAUAGGAAUAACAUACCAACUGACGGCAAGAAAAAAGGAAACAAAAACAAUGCAACAAUUAAUAAACCUGAAUUCAGCAUUUCUUCAGUAAAUGCAUUGAUGGGAAGUCCUGUGCAGCAGAACAGUUGUGUAGACCAUAGAACAUUUCAGUAUCCAGUAGCAGUAAAAAGUCCCGCCAGUUCCCCCUUCCCUGAACAUUUGGGGAGUACAGUAUCUAGACCUGAAUCUGACCAGUUUAGUGUGUGUCCCAUGCCCAGUGAAAAAGGUCCCAUCAGAUGGGUUAUCACAGGUAUGGACAAGAAUGAUUACGAAAAAGAAUCUCCAAGACUGACCAAAACCAAUCCAAUAUUGUAUUACAUGUUACAGAAAGGCGGCAACUCUGUUAGUAGCCAAGAAGCACAUGACAAAGACAUUUGGAAUGAACCUUCAUUUACUGAUAGUUCAACUCGUGUUACAAUCAAAGAGGAGUUAACAUCUGAUGCAGAGCUUAAAAAUCCUUUUAAUAACUUACGAAGUCCUUACAACAGCCAUAUGGGGAGUAAGACCUCUCAUCAGCAUGGUGUGAACGGAGAAGUGCAUGGACUUUUGGAAAAAGUGCUAACAAUCAAAAAAGAGCCAGAAUAAAAUACAGCCUGCCAAUGAGUUUACAAUCAGUGGUUUUGAAUCUUUGUUUAAAAAAAAAAAAAAGAAAAAAGAAAGAAAAGGAAAAAAAAAAGAGUACAAACUUGAAUACUGUAUAAAUUGAGCAUGAUUUGAAAAAAGCAUGGUCUAAUUGAAACGUUUUCAUUUGAUAAACUUUUUAUUUUUCUGGUGAUGUUAUUUAAAAUACAUGUAGAUAAAAAUUGCUUUAUAAUAGAUUGUCACAAGGAAACUAGAAAGGUUGUAAUUUGUAUGAGACAUUUCUGUAUGCAUCAAAUUAAGUUAUGGGUACUCUUUGAUCCAAGUCUUACCUGGAUCUGUGAGUCUUUGGCAUAACAAAGUGUAAGCGUACAGCCUAGGUGGUGGUAAUGCUGCGUUUCCUCCCUCCCCUGUAAAAUAAUCCUUUUUUUUUUGGGAAGCCUAAGCAUAGAGACAGUGUACUUUUUUUGAAUGUUUAAUAUGUUUUGUGACAUUUUAAGAAUAACUUUUAAGAACUGGAGCAGUCCGUCCAAGGUAUUAGCUCAUCAUAUUGGAAAACCUAUGUCAGUGUUAAUAAUUGAUAUGCACUGAAAUGUAAUUUUUAGUGCUUCCAAAUUUUUUAUUGUUGUUUUAAAAUCUUGUUUGUGGUCCUUACAGAAUAGUGGUGUAAGAUCUACUUUUUUUCCCUUGCCCUGCUUUUGAGAAACGCCUUCCUCAGAAUCCUUAGCUGUAGUUAUAAGUUCUUAGCUAUCAUUAAAGUUUUUCCUAGUUUUUUUUUUAUAUAAAAGGUAGAUUUUCAUAUACCAUGCAAGUACUGCAUGAGUCUCUUUUUGGCUUAUUCCUGUCCCUUCCCUGCUUAAAAGGGGAAAGUCAAAAUGUCUCUUGGAGUACUGGGACUAAAAAAGCCUGUCACAUUUAUUUAGUGAGGAAAAUGAUGGAAAGUUUGUGAAUCAGAUAACCAGAAUAGUUUGCUCUGCACCAUCUUGCUUCCUUUACAGAAGAAUACCAACAGUGUAAAAGUGGCGCAUCUGACUUCCACUCAAAUAUGGAAUAGGAUUUCACUGACAAUUUGUUGGCUUCUUCCUACAACUAGGGAAAAGAAUCCAUAUUCUGCCAAUAUUUAUUACUCUCCAAACAGCUGAUACCUGGUUUAAUGCACUACCCUUUCAUUGUAGAAAACCUGCUUUUAGACUCAUUUUUUCAGGUUAUGCAGAAGAUAAAAAUUGUAGUUUUGUCAUGUUCUGUGAUGGAUAGUGGGAUAUGUCUCAGAAAUGCCCUUCUGCCCUCUUCCUCGAUCCCCACCUGUGCUGUGAUUUGUCACAUCUGGCAAUAUCAGCCUGCGCUGGAAGUAACUGAAUGUUGCAGUCAAAACUGAGGCACCAUAAAAGAAUUGCUGACCGGGGAGAGACAGGCAGCACUGCUUUCCCUGGAGUCAGUGUUAACUCCAUGUGGAGCCCUUAAUUCUCGUGAGGGAGGGGAAGAACAAAAUCCAGUUCCUCUAAGUUACAUGCAUUAUUAGUAACUAUAAGUUUUGCUGAACUUUGAUCUACCCUCCUGAAAAGAUGUUCUCUGUAGCUUUAGACUUCACCACUAAUUCCCAGUGUUAUCAGAAAACAGUUCAGAUUUGGUUUCGCAGAGACAUUCUCUUUUUUUUUUUUUUUUUUAAAUUUUGAUCAUUUUCACCACUGAGAGCUGAUGACGUGACAGAACGUUGUUGUUUCUGUUCAUCUCAUGUUUGCAUAGGAGAAAUGAGUGAUGGGGCGUUUUGCUCUUUUCCUUUCUGGUUUCGUUUCACAGAUUCUUUCCCCAGACUGUUGCCUUGCCUAGACAGAGCAAGCUUUUUUUCCCCCAUCUCGUCCCCUGCCCCCAGUCUUGAUCAGUUUGCCUUCUUUCCAGUGCAGUCCCUCUGAAAGGGACUUCUCUCGUCUGCCAGCUGGCUAAUAAUGCACCACUAGUCUAUUUUAUUCUCUCGGGGGAUACCUUCUUUUAGGGAACACAAAUAUUUGGCAGUAUCGAAUAUAGAACAUUCCCCCUGGUUUAUAUGAGAAAUAACAGAGCAAUUUAAAGGUAUAUUUUUAUGUUAUUUGGGUGAAGUGUAAUAUAUUAAUGGGCUGUACAAAGAAGAUUUAUAUUUUAAAACCUUCACACAAAUUUAAUGUCAUUUUAAAUGUCAUUGUCGGAAGUAUAAUAUAAAAAUAAAAUUUUGUUUGUCUUUAAUAUUUGCAUUUAUAAGUGGCCCGGUGACAAUUCAACUGUGUCGUAGAAUAAUCAUUAAUGAGAUAAAGUAUAUUUUAGAUUGACAGUGACAAUGAAUUCUUUUUAUAUGAGUCAACCCAGCAUAAAUAUUAAAAAAGAUGGUAUUUGUUCCAUCCAUUAAAUGUCUCUUAAAAAGUCUUAAUCGAUUAUUUUUCUUGAAACAACAUGUAUAUAGUUAGGAAAUAUAUACAAUAUAGAAUAAUAGAUGGUCCCCAGAGUAAAUACAGGGCUACAAUUUGCUUGAAGGGCUCCACAGAAAAAGCAGUUUGAAUGGGUGUGAAAUAAUGCAGUUGGAAACAAAAAAAAUCAGCUGAAAAGUAGGGAACACUGUCUAUCUAACCCUAACAAAAAGUAAUACUGGAGUCCUAGGAGUGUGCUUACCCAUGUAUUUAUUCCAAGGCAGUCUAUUGUUAUAAUAUAUACUUUUGAACAUUUAGUUUUUAAAACUUUAUAAAACAUUUAAGUUAAAAUGUUAAUUGCCACACAGUUUUAUCAGUUAAUGGUUUAGCCUUUCCUUGUAGGUUAUAUUAUUUAAAAAAAGGGAUAUUACAAUUCUCACAGAUGUCAGUAAAGCAUAACAAAAAUUUACACAAAAAUUUAAUUUCAGGACAUGCUCUUCAUAGGAGAAUCUUACCUGUUGUAGACCUGGCAAUCUCAAAUAGUGUGUAACAUACUACAUUAAGGCCCUUGAGAGGUAGAUGUGCUAAUCUGAUGCUCUUCAGUCAGCCACUGGGGGGGGGGCAGGGGCAGCUCUCUUCUGUGUUAAAUUCUUCUCCCUCAGAAAGAGCAUUCUUUCUAAAUCUGCUCCGUCCACAAUUUAUAGCCUUUAAACCUGAGGCUUUUUCAUAUCUCUCUGUCUCUUUCUCUUUUUUUUUUUUUUUUUUUUUAAUCUUGCAGCCUCGAUGAGCAGGAAAGUAUCACCCCCAUUUUCCCUGGGGAGUUUUCCUUCUCAGUUGUCCCAUGGGAAAAGGGGGUGCAGGAGCUGGAUUUGCUGCACCAGCAGAGGGACUAGUAGGGCUGGCUGCAUUGUCCCAAGCAACCCAAAGAUCCUGUAUUCCCACGGCCCCUGUAGGAUAAGUGACAAGCCAAGGUCAUUUGUGCAGAGUGCUGCUCUGCAUCCUCAGCAACUCCCAUCUCCUUGGUUCAGUAGACAUUUACUCCUAGGAGAUAAUGCAUUUCAGCUGUCCCCAGUAUGCUGCCUCAGACUGUGGGAGUGGAGGCUUCAGAGAUGCAGUCUGCAAACAGGAGAUUGACAUUUCAGCUGGGCUGUUAGGCUAUAGACUUAAACAGAAACGAUGCGAUAUCUGACUUGGCAGCAAUAUAGCUGUGUAGGCAAGAGGUGCAGGACUGUCAGAGGCUGUUGUGCAACCUCACCAUCGAGCGAGUUGGGAGGGAGAGGAGGAGAUCACAUUGCAGUUGUAUUGGGGAGAGACUGCUGGGGGAAAGCUGCCUCCUCCUCAGGGAACAGUGAAAAAUCGAGUUAGGGAUGUGUUUACACCACUGUUAAAGAUGUAAUUGCAGCCCUUUAGGACUUACCCCUGAGCUAGCUUUAACCUCACUAGCAGAAUAGCUGCAGCAGCAGUGGUUGUGAAGUGCCCAAUGCCGUGCUCCAGUUUGCAUCUAUGCGGAUGCUUACGCUGCUUCAACUACCCUGUUGGUGUAGCACCCAAGCCAGGUAGAUUUCAGAAUUGACUUGCAAUUGCCACACAGACAUACCUUUUGUUUCCAGAGGGACUGAGAUAGCCAGGGCAAUUUCUAGUGUCUCCUCUGCCAAAAUUUGAGGAAAUAAGAGGGAAGUAACACAUGACCACAGCAUCAAAGCUGUUUUGCCAGAAGGCUUCUCUAGUGAUGCCAUCUAUCCCAUCAGCGCAGUUUGAGAAGUUCAUAAACAUUACAAAAUCAAAAGGGAAUUCAGCCAUAACUUUCACUUUUUUUAGCCAUUUCUUCUUAGUAAUGUUUUUAAAUUUUUAAUUUACAAGUGUUUUUAAAAGAAAGAAAUGAAUGGUUUAAAUUUUCCCUGUUAAAUGUUGGUGAAAGUAUUACAGCUCUCAUUGACGUCAGUGAUAUGAUAUUACCAGUUUGUUCUCUGCCACAUCUUACAGAGGAGUAAACUGGUAAGUAUAUAUUAUAUAUAUUUAUAUAUAAUGUAAAUAUAUUGACUUGUUACACCUAUAAUAUGUUGAAAUUGGUUUUUAAAAGGUGAUGUAAAUAGUGGUUUCCUUAAUGAAAAAUACAUAUUUUGUAUUGUUCUAAUGCAAAGGAAAAAAACCUUUUAAUCUUUUUUGUUAUGUAUAUUCCAUGUAUAAGUGUAAAUAUGAUCACAUAGGUUUAAAAACUUUUGCAUGUAUGUAUACAGUUGCAAGUCUGGAAGAAUGUAUAGAAAAUACUUUUAUUUAAAGUUGUGAUUACCUGCUGCAUGAAAAGUGCAUGGGGGACCCUGUGCAUCUGUGCGUUGGCAAAAAUGUCUUAACAAGUCAGGUCAGUUCAAGACACAACAGUAUUCCACUUCUGGACAUGACUUCUGCUAUGGUAUUUUAGCUUUGUGAAAGAAUGUGCUUCAAAUCAAAAGGGUCUGGGAAAAAACUCAAAACUACUUUUAAAACAUGAAGAAUUCAUACAACUAUAAUCAGUCAUAUAAGUUCAGGACUCCACUUUACCUAAGUGAAAUAUUGUACCAGGACUAUUCCAUUAUUGUAAAACAAAGGAAUAUUGAUUUUCAUUGCCAUACAUAAGAAUCUGGGGAUUUACCACAACCAAUUUUAUUGUGAUGUGUUUUCAGUAAUUAAUCUAACUGGUUUCAUUUUUUUUAUUAGAAAUUAAUUUCCUCAUGUGAUGUCACAAAACUGUACAUACUGCAGUGUGAAGUUUUUUUAAAUCUUUCAGUGUUUACUUCCUGCAGGAGAUUUGAAUAAAUGAGAAAAAUGCAUUGUC